CCUCAAUUGCCGCACUCGUUCUUGUGCUAUUUGAUCACUGUAGCUGCCAUUGGCCCUGAUCGCGUUUCUCCGCACCCGCCAUGCCAGGCAUGUUUGACAAACUGCGCUCCGCGCGUGCCGCCAGUGCGCCGGCGGGCGCAGGCGGGGCCACUGCAGCAGCUGGCGGGGCCAAGAAGCGUUUGUCGGAGUUGACGUCCGCGGAGCCCGCGCGCAAGGCGGCUGCCCCGCGGCGCCCAGACAGCGCCCCGGCAUCGCUGUGCAUCUUCCCCUACGGCACCAACGCGGCUUCCCACAUGGACUCCUGGGCCGCAGGGCAGCGAGUCUUCCAGGUGCAGGUGGUGCACGAUGCGUAUCCGUCUCUCGUGACCGACAUAGUUCCCGCAAUGAACGCGUUCCUGUCGCAGGCGAGCACUUCGGAGGAGGAUCCGAAGACGAUCCAGGAUCUCACCACCAAGUGCGGAGUACGCAUGCAGAUCACGCGCCCCAGCUCGGUCUCCGUCGCGCCGAUUGUCUCUUGGCGCGUCGGCUUCUAUAUCCCAGGCGGCGCGCAGCAGCUCUCGGCGCUCGUGGACAUGUUGUUGGACUACUUCGAGUUCCGCGUGAACGGCGGCUACACAGGGAAGGAAAAGAAACCGUUCCCACACGCCCACGAGCAGAGCGUCAAGGUCUUCCGCUCCGACGGCGUGCCUCCGCUGCAAAUCGACUGCAAAGCUCACAACCUGGCGGUCGAAGUCGCAGACGGCGUCGAGGGCUCGCCAGCGAAGUCGGCCUUCGAGAUGAGCGGGCCGCUCGGGGACAAGUGGCUCGUUCUCGACGUGGAAGUCGUCGAUGAGACACACGUCUCGCUCGGCUGGACUGGGCGCACGUGGGGGCUGCGGCAGGCAUUCGAGGACGCAGGCAUCCCGCUCUGCGAGGAUGGCGACGGGGGAUUCGUACGCGUGGUGACGGGGGAGAUGGGCAAGGUGGAGUCCGAAGAGGACUGCGAGGGCAUCCUCAAGAUCAUCACGGAGGACUUGUCCAGCUUCCCCUGCCUGGUGCGCGCCGAAGACGCCCCCGUUGAGGGUGACAAGGACUACUCCGCAGUGGCCGCAUUCCUGAAGAAGCUCCGCGAGUUGCCGCACAUUCUUCUUGUGAAGGACAGCGCGCGGUCGGCCUGAGCGAAUUGCGGCGAUGGGAAGAAGUGUCGGCUAGUGUAGAGCCCACACAUAGAUGUACAUCUCGUCACUGUCAUUUCGGCUGGCCGCACCGCCGAGCGCGUGGUGGGGAACCAUAGCGCGCUCCGCACUCGACUGCGGAUUUGCUUCGCGAUGGCAUGGUUCAGGUGCGCAUUCGACGUGGA
This is a messenger RNA of Prorocentrum cordatum, 1339 nucleotides long. The record is from the annotation of a GenBank genome assembly. Lineage: Eukaryota; Dinophyceae; Prorocentrales; Prorocentraceae.